UAGAAAACAUCAAAGCUGAGGUCAAACUGCAGUAACGAUGGACAUCAAGGAAGCUGUGUUUGGGACAAAAAGAAAUCAAGAUAAGCAACAUGAACCGUGAAGACCGGAAUGUGCUGCGCAUGAAAGAACGGGAAAGGCGGAAUCAGGAAAUUCAGCAGGGUGAAGACGCCUUCCCACCUAGUUCUCCUCUGUUUGCUGAGCCGUACAAAGUUACUAGCAAAGAAGAUAAGUUAUCAAGUCGUAUUCAGAGUAUGCUUGGAAACUACGAUGAGAUGAAGGAUUACAUAGGAGACAGAUCUAUACCAAAGCUUGUUGCAAUUCCCAAGCCUGCAGUACCAACGACGACAGAUGAAAAAGCAAACCCAAAUUUUUUUGAACAGAGACAUGGAGGCUCUCAUCAGAGUAACAAAUGGACUCCUGUAGGACCUGCACCCAGCACUUCUCAGUCUCAGAAACGGUCCUCUGGCUUGCAGAGUGGACACAGUAGCCAGCGGACCAGUGCAGGUGGUAGUGGCACUAGCAGCAGUAGCCAGAGGCAUGAGCGUGACUCAUAUAGCAGUAGUCGGAAAAAAGGCCAGCAUGGGUCAGAGCACUCCAAAUCACGAUCCUCAAGCCCUGGAAAACCCCAGGCUGUUUCUUCAUUAAGUUCUAGUCAUUCCAGGUCUCAUGGGACUGAUCACCAUAGCAAGGAACAUCAGCGCUCCAAAUCACCUCGGGACCCUGAUGCCAGCUGGGAUUCUCCUUCCCGAGUCCCUUUUUCAAGUGGGCAGCAUUCAAAUCAGUCUUUCCCACCUUCUUUGAUGUCAAAAUCUAGUUCAAUGUUACAGAAACCCACUGCCUACGUACGGCCCAUGGAUGGACAGGAGUCUGUGGAACCAAAGCUGUCCUCUGAGCACUACAGCAGUCAGUCUCAUGGUAAUAACAUGACUGAGCUGAAGCCCAGCAGCAAAGCACAUCUCACCAAGCUGAAAAUACCUUCCCGACCUUUGGAUGCAUCAGUUUCAGGUGAUGUAAGCUGUGUGGAUGAAAUACUUAAAGAGAUGACGCAUUCAUGGCCUCCCCCUCUAACGGCUAUUCAUACACCAUGCAAAACAGAACCUUCUAAAUUUCCUUUUCCAACUAAGGAGUCUCAGCAAUCUAACUUUGGCCCUGGAGAACAAAAAAGAUACAAUGCUUCUGCUAAAUCAUCAAAUGGACACCAGUCAAAAUCUAUGUUAAAGGAUGACUUAAAACUCAGCAGCAGUGAAGACAGUGAUGGGGAACAGGAUUGUGAUAAGACAAUGCCAAGAAGUACACCAGGAAGUAACUCUGAACCUUCACAUCAUAAUAGUGAGGGAGCAGAUAACUCCAGGGAUGACUCGAGCAGCCACAGUGGAUCUGAAAGCAGCUCCGGCUCUGACUCGGAGAGUGAAAGUAGCUCCAGUGACAGUGAGGCAAAUGAGCCAUCACAGAAUGCAUCUCCUGAGCCUGAACCACCCCCAACAAACAAAUGGCAACUUGAUAAUUGGUUGAACAAAGUGAACCCACAUAAAGUGUCCCCAGCUUCUUCUGUAGACAGUAACAUCCCAUCGUCUCAAGCAUACAAAAAAGAAGGCCGAGAACAGGGUGCUGGAAAUAACUACACUGAUCCUGGAGGGCCAAAAGAAUCAAGUUCUGCUACUCCAGGACGAGACUCUAAAACCAUCCAAAAGGGAUCAGAAAGUGGACGUGGGAGGCAAAAGUCUCCUGCACAGAGUGACAGCACCGCACAGAGGAGAACUGUAGGCAAAAAACAACCCAAAAAAACUGAGAAGUCAGCUGCUGAAGAGCCCCGUGGAGGACUGAAGAUAGAAAGUGAAACCCCUGUAGACAUGGCCACUAGCAUGCCCUCCAGCAGGCACAAAGCAGCCACCAAGGGCUCAAGGAAACCCAACAUCAAAAAGGAGUCGAAAUCUUCUCCUCGACCUACAGCAGAAAAAAAGAAAUACAAGUCAUCGAGUAAAUCCUCCCAGAAAUCUCGGGAAAUCAUAGAAACAGAUACCUCGUCGUCAGAGUCAGAUGAGAGUGAGAGCCCCCCUCCUUCCUCACAGACUCCUAAGUACCCCGAAAGCAAUAGGACUCCUGUCAAGCCCUCCUCCGUGGAGGAAGAAGAUAGCUUUUUUCGGCAACGAAUGUUCUCUCCUAUGGAAGAGAAGGAGCUCCUUUCCCCACUCAGUGAGCCCGAUGACAGGUAUCCACUUAUUGUGAAGAUUGACCUGAAUCUCUUGACUAGGAUACCGGGAAAGCCUUACAAAGAAACAGAACCACCCAAGGGGGAAAAGAAAAAUGUGCCAGAAAAACAUGUGAGAGAGGUGCAGAAGCAAACCUCAGAAAAGGCUUCCAACAAAGGCAAGAGGAAACACAAGAAUGAUGAUGAUAACCGAGCCAGUGAGAGCAAAAAACCCAAAACGGAGGACAAGAACUCAUCAAGCCACAAGCCAUCCAGCAACAGAGAGUCAUCUAAGCAGAGUAGUACAAAAGAAAAGGACUUGCUACCUUCACCUGCUGGGCCUGUUCCUUCAAAAGAUUCAAAACCAGAGCAUGGCUCUCGGAAGAGGACUGUCAGUCAGUCUUCUUCCUUAAAAUCCAGCAGUACCAACAACAAGGAGAAUAGCAGCAGCAGCAAGAAUAGUUCUUCCACUUCAAAGCAGAAGAAGACUGAAGGGAAGGUUUCCAGCAGCUCCAAAGAGACCAAGGAAAAGGCUCCAAGUAGCUCCUCUAAUUGUCCUCCAUCUACACCAACUCCUGAUUCUUCGAAGCCUCGGAGAACAAAGCUUGCCUUUGAUGACAGAAAUUAUUCAGCAGACCAUUAUUUACAAGAAGCAAAAAAACUCAAACACAAUGCAGAUGCUUUGUCUGAUAGGUUUGAGAAAGCAGUUUACUACCUUGAUGCUGUAGUGUCUUUCAUUGAGUGUGGGAAUGCAUUAGAGAAGAACGCUCAGGAAUCCAAGUCCCCAUUCCCUAUGUACUCAGACACAGUGGAGCUCAUCAAAUACACUAUGAAACUGAAGAAUUAUUUGGCACCAGAUGCUACAGCUGCAGACAAGAGACUCACAGUACUUUGCCUGAGAUGCCAGUCAUUGCUGUACCUGAGGCUGUUCAAAUUGAAGAAGGAGAAUGCUCUAAAGUACUCCAAGACACUGACUGAGCACCUGAAGAAUUCUUACAGUAAUUCUCAAGCACCUUCACCUGGCUUAGGGAGCAAAGCUGUUGGGAUGCCUUCCCCUGUUUCUCCAAAGCUGUCACCAGGCAAUUCUGGAAGUUACUCUUCUGGGGGCAGUAGUGCUUCAGCAAGUGGUUCUUCAGUGACCAUUCCACAGAAGAUCCACCAGAUGGCAGCAAGCUACGUCCAAGUCACAUCUAACUUCCUCUAUGCCACUGAAAUCUGGGACCAAGCUGAACAGCUUUCCAAAGAACAAAAAGAAUUCUUUGCUGAACUGGACAAAGUGAUGGGCCCUCUCAUCUUUAAUGCAAGCAUCAUGACAGAUCUGGCUCGUUACACCCGGCAGGGACUACAUUGGCUUCGGCAGGAUGCCAAGUUGAUACCUUGAACUGAACAUAUUCUCGUUGCCUCUGAUUUUCUUCCACAACACUGUGUCACAUCACAAAGGAAAACUGCCAUAACACACCACCUAGUCGACACUAAGAAUGAGGAAUGGUUUUCUCCUUUUUGGUUUAUGUUGUUGUUUAUUAUAACCCAAAGCCAUCAUAUCAACUGACCCUUUCAAUAUUCCCAAUGUGACAAGUAUUUAAAUGCUUCUAAGCCUGCAGUACAUCAGUAAGAUGGCUUCAGUAAUUGGAAUUCCAGUUACAAUUCAUAAAUAAUCAAGUAAAGUUCUAUUUAUUUUCAUUUUUUUCAAGUUCCCAAAUUGGAGCUUGUUUAAAGCUUAGUUAUUCCUGCCUAUGAAUUUAUUCUGUUGAAUAUUUAGCAUAAAUUUAAUGUAGGCAUUUUAUUUAUAUAUUUGGGGAGCUGUGUUACUUAAUGUCUUUUAAGAAAAGAGUUGGCUUGUCCAAGACAGGACAUGUUUUUCUACAGCUAUUACCUGAUGUUAUUUCAAGUCUUACUACAGUUUUAUUAUUGUUGGAUUUAUGCUUGGUAUUAAGGAUGCUCUUCCACAUGUAAAGUGGGAAAGUCACUUAAACAUGAGAAGAUGGCAUUCUACAAGGGUGCAAAAAUGAAGUGGGUCUGGUUUGGUGUGCAUUAUUUCAAAACUGUGAAUGUGUGUUAGAAACACUAGCAAUCACAAGGUGACUACAUUGCAUCUAAUGCAUUACAAAAAAGCAGAUAGACUUGCUGGGACAAGCACAUCAUACUGAAUGGCUUCAUAAAGGACAAUCUUAAACUGGGUUUAUUAAAACCUUUUAUUCUUUUUUUGUUUUGUUUUGUUUUACUCAUUUGACACUUAAUUGAAGCAGAGUAAGUUACUUCUAAAAACAACAGAAAAUGGUGAUCCAGUUUCUGAAGGUUGCAGCCUGUUUCAUUGGUAAUGUUUGAAGGUUGAAGUCUGCAGAUCUCCCCUAUGGUGGAGAGAUUAUGAUGCUCAGAUAUGACCAUGUAGUAAUUGGAGCUUGGAAAGAGGUGUCCCAAUGUCUAAUGUGGAGAUGAUGAAUUUCUCUUUCCAAAGAUCCUCCUCAAUGAUGUAUGCUUUUGACAGGAUCAGAAAUCUCAUAUAGGCAUGGUUGUGCAUGCCUAUAAUCCCAGCACUGGGUAGUGGUGACAGGAGGAUCAGGAGUUCAGGGUCAUCCUUAGGCUGCAUAAAGCUAGACAGUGAGUUUGAGACUAGCCUGAGCUACAUGAGACCUUGUCACAUUAAAAACAGAAAGAAAAAAAAAAAUCAUAUAGAGAAGACCUAACUUGGCUCAGUCUGAGCUCUCUUGGAAAGGGGAGAAUAAUAUAGGGAUAGUGCUUAGGAAGCCAGCUCUGUAACAAUUCCUUAUCAAACUACUGUUCCCAACAAGGUGCGUAUAGCAGUGAAGGAUGAGGAAUGUCUCUCUUCCUCUAUACUUCUUUUUAGUGACCCCAUCAUGUCUGGUGUGCCUUAAAUCUUAACUUAAAUGAUAACUCUAUGGAUUGUUUACAGAUAAAGUUUUAUGCUGGGACCAGAUUAGCCAUGCAUGGUUGGUCCUCUACAAUAAUAAUUUUAAAUUCUCUUUGAUUUUAAAUCUUGCUUUAGAGUCACAUUAAGAUAGAUUCCUUCAGGAAAGCUAAUGUACCUGACUUAGUAUAAUCAAUUGGGUAUAAUGCUGCUUCAGAAGAUGGCUUUUCCUUCUAUUCCAAAAUUCCAUCUAAUUGGGGAGAAAAAGUCCCCAUUAAUAAUAGGGGAUUAUUAAGAUUUGAAAUGGGAAAGGGGACGAGGGAUAGAAAAUCUUCACAUCCCUCUCCUAGUCUCUCUCACCACCUAGUUCUGAAGAUAGUGAACUUUGCAGUCUCAUAUUUACAGAGCUUAACUGCUUUGUACCUCAUUAUUUUUACAUACCAUUGAGGGUUGUUAUCUAUAGCUUAUGCUGAAUUUAACAUUUUUUCCCUUGGAGAAAUUGCCUCUGAUACCUUUCUAAUUUAAUUGUAGUGUAUUUAAGGACUAAUUUUUCCUCAGAGGCCACUGUCUCCUCUCUUGUGCUAGUAACUUACAUGGUCUAACAGUUGUGUGUCCUGUCCUUGCCUCUUCUUUCUCACUCUGACUCCUUAACUUGAGGGAGGUCUUAGAAGUGGAACAAGUACCCUCUGGGCUUUUAGACUCCAGCAGAUGCAGUGCUGGCUUCUGCUUUCCAGCUCUGGGCCCUGUGUCCUGCAAGGCGGCCAGCACACUCUGGAGUGACACUGGUAUGUUAAAGCAGAGUUUCUACAUGUUUUAUGGUGCUGCUUUAAGAUAUUUUCUCUUUAAAACUGUCAAUUCUUGGAGAAUGAAAUUGUUAAGCCUUUCAUUGUGGAGGAUUUUCCCCACCAAGUAGAAAUGGGCAAUGGAUCAAAAUCUGAUCCUAAGUGAUUGAAUUUUUGAUGUCAUAGUGUGUGAGAAUACACUCUCUUCUGUGUGACUUUUCUCAAACAUUUUGUCUCAGCUAUGUCCAGCACAUACCUUGACUCCUUUACAAGUGACCAUUCCUCCCUUCUCAGUAGGCACCCUCAGUGGGUUUUAGCCAUUUAAAACUGAUUUGACAAGUGGCUACAAACUUAGUCUGAAACUUCUAGUCAAUGUAUAGUUAGUAAUAGAAAUAGCAACUAUCUUUAAUGCUCAGUUCACUGCUCUUAAUUAAGAUCACACUCCUAUGCUAGGAGGCAGCAGCGUGCACCAUUAGACUCUAGACAGGCAUCCCACACAAUUGCAGUGAUGGAGCUGUCUCAGUAGUCCUGCCUGGGAGAGGCUGGGCUGUGGGGAGCACUCCCCUCUGGGCAUUCAAGAUUACACAGCCUAAGCCCAUGCCCCCUUCUGGCUGGAGAGCACCCAGCCCUUUCUUUCCUUGCUCAGUGACACCUUUUUCUGGGCAAGAAGCUAUGAAGUCACUUUAUUAUCAGUGAGUCUUCAAAUAUAUUCACAGAUACAGCUGCUGAAGGGAGAAGAUUGACCACUACUGAUUUAAUUCUCCAAUAUAAAAGCAAUUCAGAGUAAUGUGUGCACGCACCCAUACUUGCCCGUUUUUCUGGGAAGCUCUUACACCAGGGAUUUAUAGGCAUCUGGGCUGCACUUUGAAUGACACACUUGUGGCUUUAAAGUAGCUGUUGGUUUUGUUGUUGUUGUUGUGUUUUGUUUUGUUUUUAAAUUGUUCUUUGUUUCUUUUCAUUAAAGAGUAAAUCAGCUAGAUUAGGCAGCAUCAUUUGUAUUUAACUGCUGAAACUUUGGUACAUUGAUGUUUAAUGAAUGAGCUUGCAUUAUGUAGCCAGGGCCUACAAAGAUUUUUGUCAGAAGUACUAGCACUGCCUGAGGCCAGUGCUCAGAGGAGUUUGUAGUACAGCCAGUGAUAGUUCAGUUAGAUGAUGCCUAGCUCACUUGAGAAGGGGGAUGCUGUGCACUCUUCUAGGUCUGAGGGUAUGCAACUUUGGAUCUUAAAAUUAUGUACACAUACACACUUUAUAUAUAUGUACGUAUGUAUGUAUGAAAACAUGGGAUUAGUUUGUCAAAAUGUGUGUGUUUAGUAUUUUAGCUUAGUGCAACUAUUUCCACAUUAUUUAUUAAAUUGAUCUAAGACACUUUGUUCUUGGCACCUUGAAUAUUUACAUUCAAGGGUGUACUGUGUUAUUCCUUUAGAUUGUUAAAGCUUAAUUACUAUGAUUUGUAGUAAAUUAACUUUUGAAAUAUAUUUGAGCCCUUCUUCUGUAGUGUAAUAGGGCUCUUACAGGGUGGGAAAGAUUUUAAUUUUCCAAUAGCUAAUUGAACAGAAUGGCUUCAUUGUAUACUUUGAUUUAUAGGAGUCUAUAGGUGUCUGGCUCCCAAGGACAUCUACUGAGGAUGACUGUUGUAGGCCAGAUGUGGUGAUGGUUAGACUAAACCUAAGUGACUUGGGGAGCCAGAGCACCUUGUUCAAGUCUGUAGACUCCUAUAACUCAUAUUCCCCUAGGAUGUGGAACACAAAUCCCAUCCAUCUUCACAUCUCAGUUGGAGAGGCAGACUUCUUUCCCAGUAGUAUUGCACACCUAGUGUUGCUGUGAGUAAAAUCAGCAGAAAUAAUAAUGAGUGAAUGUCUGGGAAGAUGCACUGAUGAGGCUCAGUUGUCACAUCUGUGAAUGUAACUUUCACAUACUUACCAGUGGAGGCAUUCAGCUUCGACUUUCAGACCCUGAAACCAAGCCAGCAAGUAACAGAAGUCCUUAAGGUUAGAGAAGGCCAGGAGUGCUGCUGCAUACCCUGAGGUAAAUAAAGGUCAGCCUUUGCGGGGCAGUAAGCCUGAGCUACUGAGACCCACUCUCCAAGAGAUCAAUAAAUGUAAAAGUUAUUUGGUGAACCAGGUGUGGUGGUGCAUGCUUUAAUUCUAGCACUCGGAUUGUUUGUUGAGUCCAGCAUGCACUACAUAGAGAGACCUGUGAGAAAAGCAAGGUAACAGGAUACUGGUCUGCGGAACUCGUGUUCACAUGAACCCAUGGUUAGUUAAAAAGAACUUGCUGUCUUCAAGCAGGGGAUGAAAACAGAAGCUACACUUGUCUUGUAGAUGGGAUUUAGAACAAGGUGUCAACUAAGUCAGAGUUUCAGCUUAAAUGGCUAAUUUUUAAGCAGUUCAUUUUCAGGAUUGUCCGCAUGCGCCUCUCCUUGCUGCCAUUGCUCAGCUAAGCAGGAAUCAUCAUCCAUAAACCCGGAGAAAGCGCUCAAGUGAGCGUGGAUAAGCUCCCACCCAGAAAUCCUACUAGUACUUGGCUUUGACCUUGCUGCUUCUGUGUUAGGUUUCUUCUCAGCUUUUAGCCACUGGGUUUUCUGCCUAUUCUGUACCUCUCUGGAAGACAUCAGUUUGGAAGUGCUGUCUUUCAAACCAAUGCCAUGACUUCUGUAUUGUUGAGCUUACUGUUGUCUCAGAGGUGUCCCCAUUAUGCACACACCUGGCACAUCACUGACAUGAGCAUUCAACAGUACUGAGGUGAGGUAGGGCUCACCAACAGCGCUGGCUUACUUAGCAGGGCCUGCAAAGGCCACACUUGAGGCAGACGCCCAGUUGGUAAGCACAGUUAGGGAAAUUUCUACCUAGCCUCUGUUUUGAAUGAUUUUGAGAAGUUUUAUAUAUGGAGGAUGGAAAUGCUUAUAUAUUUAUUGAAGAUCUUUUUAUUUGAAAUUAAAAUCAUUUGGAAAUUAAUGGUUUGCUAUUUGGGGAGGGUUUUGGAGGGGAAGUAACACGAUUGAUAGUACAGGCCUGUUGCCUCUGCAGAAAGGCACUGUUGCUGAUAGGAGGCCUUCAUCUUGUACAUGAUCCACUCUCUUUGUCUGACGUUUCUUUUAUUCAAAACAUCUAGGCAUCUGACACUUUCAACCAAAAUUUCAAUUAUAUACUGUGAUUUUUAUUUGUUGCAAUACAUUAAAUUUCAGAGGUACUUUGGGGCUCAAAAGCUAGGAUUUCUAAGUCAGUAUGUGCAUUUCAUAUAAUAAGCUGUUAAUGGUGAGCAAAGUAUUAUAUACUAACUAGAUUUUCCACAUCUGUAUAGUAUAUUAUAUGUAUUUUGUGGUAUUGAGAUUAUAGAAAGUUUAGAGUGUCAAACAUGCGUUUAAUGUGUAUUUUUAAACAAAUUUAUGGCAAUUAAAAUAUUUGGAGACAAGGGUAUCACAUUUCAAUUUGUAAAACUCUUUUUAACUCUACUGUGUCAUUAUGAUGCUUUGUAUAAUGCCAAACCAUAGCUGGAGAAACUACGUUUAAUAAAUAUCAGAUAGCUUUUCUGUAUAAUGUU
Molecule: messenger RNA, 9376 nt
Organism: Phodopus roborovskii (desert hamster)
Lineage: Eukaryota; Metazoa; Chordata; Mammalia; Rodentia; Cricetidae
Gene: Aff4
Product: ALF transcription elongation factor 4
Exons: 21
Coding region: 90-3569 (1159 amino acids)
Biological process (GO): regulation of gene expression
Cellular component (GO): nucleus; super elongation complex
Source: RefSeq, a predicted model, not a curated record